AUGGAUCUCGUCGAUAUAUCGCCUUCCAAAAAAAAUCCUCGUGGAAAAUUUGUUGGUACUGGUCAAAAGCAAAUAAUCAUUAAUCUGUACAAAGAGAAGAUCAAACAACAAGAAGAAAACCCAGACAGCCCCCAAUUGACCUACAGACAAAUGCUGUUAGAAAUCUCUAAAUCAAGUGGUAUUGGGCAACGGACGAUACAAACGACAUUGGCUGAAUACAAAAAAAAAGGUACAGUUUCAUCACCUAAUAAAAAAAAAAUUAGACCUACAAUACUCGAAAAAGUAGAUAGUUUUGACAAACAAGCUAUCAGACGAAAAAUACAUGGCUUUUGGUUGAAUCGUGAAGUUCCUACUAUACAAAAAAUGUUGAUAGCUAUUAAUGAAGAUGAAACUCUACCAAACCUCAAACGUUCUUCAUUUCGUAAAAUAUUAAAAGAUUUGCAUUUUGUUUACGCGAAAAAAUCCCGCAAUAGUGCGCUUAUUGAAAGAGAGGACAUAAUUAUUUGGCGUGGUAAAUAUUUAGAUCAAAUAAGAAAAUACAGAUCACAAAACAGACCAAUAUACUACCUUGACGAGACGUGGGUAAACGCAGGUGAAACCCAUAGCAAAGCAUGGCACGACAGUACGGUCAAUUCACCUCGAGAAGCAUUCCUCACAGGGCUCACAAUGGGACAAAAGGAACCCUCGGGAAAAGGCAAGAGACUCAUUGUGUUACACAUAGGAUCAACUGACGGUUUCGUACCGGGUGGCCUUUUAUGUUUUGAGUCAAAAACCAACUCAUCGGACUAUCAUGAUGAAAUGAAUGGCAGUACUUUCUUUGAAUGGUUUGUAAAAAUGCUGCCGUUACUUAAAGAAAAUGCUGUCAUAGUGAUGGACAACGCCGCCUAUCAUUCUGUGAAAAAAGAUCGUAUUCCAGUGAUGUCAUGGAAAAAGCAGGAAAUAAUAAAUUGGCUGGAAAGUAAGGGCGAGAACAUUACUUAUCCAACAACAAAAGGUUCAUUAUUGUCUAAAGUCAGAACAAUACAUACGGAUGGCCAUGAGAAAUACGUUAUUGAUGAGUAUGCGAAAGAUAACAAUAAAACAAGGUAUGUCCGUACUCACAAUACUACCUUUAAAUUAAAAGAUGUAAAAGAAUUGCUGAAAAGAGGCGUGGAACUAGUAACACCGGAAAUGUGGACGAAUUUCGUUGGGCACGUCAUCAAGGAGAAAGAAAAAUUUUGGAAAAUCGACAACAUAACAGACGAUUUUAUGGACGAAGAACCUGAAGAAGGAGCACGUCAUAUCCUAACAAUAGGUGAUACAAGUUCGGAUUCUGACUCGGAUUAA
Messenger RNA from Macrosiphum euphorbiae (potato aphid), 1326 nucleotides. The record is from the annotation of a GenBank genome assembly. Lineage: Eukaryota; Metazoa; Arthropoda; Insecta; Hemiptera; Aphididae.